Argiope bruennichi is the source of this 1959-nucleotide messenger RNA. It is a transcript of the gene CCT8, whose product is annotated as T-complex protein 1 subunit theta-like. Lineage: Eukaryota; Metazoa; Arthropoda; Arachnida; Araneae; Araneidae. Gene Ontology annotation, cellular component: chaperonin-containing T-complex. Gene Ontology annotation, biological process: protein folding. The record is from RefSeq and is a predicted model, not a curated record. The transcript is spliced from 17 exons. The coding region runs from base 162 to 1802 and encodes 546 amino acids. Gene Ontology annotation, molecular function: ATP-dependent protein folding chaperone; ATP binding; ATP hydrolysis activity.
CCUAUCUCUUAGUCGGUUUCAUCCGCAUGUUACGAAUUGAUGAAUGCUGUGUUUCUAAGCAAUUACAUUAAAUAAAUUUUUGAGAAAAGUUUUAAAUUCUUCGUCGAAAUAGCGAAUUUUUCACUUAAGUUUCAUCAAGUUUUAACAGAUUCAUUUCAAAAAUGGCCUUACACGUCCCUAGAGCGCCCGGCAUCUCGCAGAUGUUCCAGGAAGGCACAAAGUACUUCCAUGGAGUAGAAGAAGCAAUUUGUCGCAAUAUAGAAGCUUGUGUUCAGUUGGCUGAUACUAUAAAAACAACAUAUGGUCCUUAUGGUAUGAACAAACUCAUUAUCAAUCAUCUAGAAAAAAUGUUUGUUACUAGUGAUGCUGCUGUCAUUUUAAAUGAACUUGAAAUUCAACACCCAGCUGCUAAAUUAAUAGUAUUUGCUGCAGAUAAUCAAGAACGGGAAGUUGGUGAUGGAACAAGUUUUGUUAUAGUAUUUGCUGGAGCUCUGCUUCACAGAGCAGAAGAGUUGCUUAAAAUGGGAUUGGCACCUCCAGAAAUUAUUCAAGGAUAUGAGCUUGCUCUUGAUAAGACAUUGGAAAUAUUACCAAAUCUCAUGUGUACUGAAGUAAAAGAUGUUUCCAAUGAAGAAGAAGCUGUUAAAGGAAUCAAAGCAGCUUUAAUGAGUAAAGCAUAUGGCAAUGAAGAAUUUCUUGCUAGACUCAUUGCAAAGGCCUGUAUUUUAGUAAAACCAGAAAAGGGUGCUUUCAAUGUAGAUAAUGUCAGAGUGAUAAAAAUCAUUGGUGCUGGAGUUGACUCUUCUAGCAUUGUCGAAGGCAUGGUGUUCAAGAAAAUGGUAGAAGGAGAUGUACAAAAGGCUGAAAAGGCUACAGUUGCUGUUUUCACAUGUCCUUUUGAUUCUCAGAUGACUGAAACUAAGGGCACAGUACUUAUCCAAUCUGCCAAUGAACUACUUAAUUAUUCACGGGGAGAAGAAAAUUUGAUGGAGCAGCAAGUAAAAGAAAUUGCUGACUCCGGUAUCAAAGUUGUUGUUUCUGGAGGGAAAUAUGGGGACAUGGCUCUACAUUAUUUGAAUAAAUAUGGAAUCAUGGCUGUUAGAUUGCAGUCCAAAUUUGAUGUGAGGAGAUUGUGCAGAACUGUCGGAGCAACACCUUUGCCUAAAUUGUGUACACCAUCCCCAGAAGAAGUUGGUUUCUGUGAUCAAGUUUAUGUAUCUGAGAUAGGAGAUACUCCUGUUGUAAUUUUUAAACAAGAAAACAAGCAGUCUCGAAUUUCUACUAUUGUUAUCAGAGGAUCAACUGAUAGCUUGAUGGAUGAAGUUAGUCGAGCAAUAGAUGAUGGUGUUAAUAAUUUCAAAGCACUUACUCAGGAUGGAAGAUUGGUCCCAGGUGCUGGAGCUACCGAGAUUGAACUAGCUAAACAAAUAACUAAAUAUGGAGAAACUCUUCCAGGUUUAGAACAAUAUUCUGUUAAGAAAUUUGCUGAAGCCUUAGAAGCCCUACCUAAAGCAUUGGCUGAUAAUGCAGGUCUAAAGGCCAAUGAAAUAAUAUCUAAACUGUAUGCUGCUCAUCAAGAAGGUGAUAGAAGUAUGGGCAUUGAUAUUGAUGGUGAUCAUUUAGUGAAAAAUGCAGAGCAGGCUGGUAUCCUGGAUCUGUAUGUUAUCAAGCACUGGGCUAUUAAACAUGCUACUGGAGCAGUCAAUACUAUUCUGAGAGUAGAUCAAAUUAUCAUGGCUAAGCCUGCAGGAGGACCUAAGCCACCUCAAGCUGGUGGAGGAAUGGAUGCUGAUGAUGAUUGAUCAUCUUUUGAUAUAUGGACACUUUGACUAAUCUUUGUUCCUUGUUGCGACAAGCUGGCUUCAUUAACUGCGCUGAUAUUUCAUAAACAUUUUUUUAAACUAUUCUUUUUGCAUCAGAUACUCUUCUCCUCAGCUGAAAAUAAAUUAUGUAUAUAAA